AUGGCAUCAGAGGAACCCGUCUACGACCCUAGCCGCACGGGCUCGUGGCUCAUCUGCUCAACGUGCGGGACGCAGUUCCCAACCUCGGAUGCCCAGGCCGUCAAGACGUGCUUUAUCUGUGACGAUCCGCGGCAGUUCACGCCCCCGACCGGUCAGUCCUUUACCACGCUGGACGCCGUCCGGUCCAGCCAUCGGAACGUCUUCUACCCUCUCCCCUCCGGCCCGGCCACCAGCAGCGCCGGUCAGGACCCGGACUUCGUCUCCAUCGUCACAGAGCCCAAGUUUGCCAUUGGCCAGCGGGCGGUUCUGGUCAAGACACCCAACGGCAACGUGCUCUGGGACUGCGUGACGCUGCUGGACGAGGAGACGAUCGAGAGGAUCACGGGCCUGGGCGGCUUGAAGGCCAUCGUCAUCUCGCACCCGCACUACUACUCGGCGCAUUUGGAGUGGGCGCGAGCAUUCCAGUGCCCGGUCUACCUCGCAGACGAGGACAGGGAGUGGACUACGCAGUCGUCGUCCUACCAGAGUUUCAUCACAGAGGCAGAGCUGGACCUGCCGGUCGCGGGCGAGAGCGCGGGUGUCCGUGUCUUGAAAUUAGGUGGCCACUUUCCCGGGUCGCUGGUGCUGUUGUACAAGGGGCGCCUCUUGGUGGCGGAUACGCUGAUCACGACUCCGGCGGGGCUGGGGAGCUGGGAGGCCAACGCGCUGGGCGAGGCGCGAGAGAGGCCGAAGGGCCUCAACAGCUACGGGUUCAUGUGGAGCAUUCCGAACAUGAUUCCGCUGCCGCCGGCGGAGAUGGAGCGGAUGUGGGCGAUCCUGAACAAGUAUUCGUUCGUCAGCUCGCACGGGGCUUUCGUGAAGACGGACAUAUUUGGCAAAGAUGGGAGCGAAGUGAAGAGGAGGGUGUUGGAGAGCAUGCAGAUUCAGAUACGGAAUAUGGGAUAUGGGGACCAUGCGAUGCUGAAGGAGAGCCUGGACUGA
This is a messenger RNA of Neoarthrinium moseri, 981 nucleotides long. RefSeq lists its product as uncharacterized. Lineage: Eukaryota; Fungi; Ascomycota; Sordariomycetes; Amphisphaeriales; Apiosporaceae. The transcript has a single exon. The coding region runs from base 1 to 981 and encodes 326 amino acids. The record is from RefSeq and is a predicted model, not a curated record.